Oxyura jamaicensis (ruddy duck) is the source of this 502-nucleotide messenger RNA. It is a transcript of the gene PPDPFL, whose product is annotated as pancreatic progenitor cell differentiation and proliferation factor like. Gene Ontology annotation, biological process: multicellular organism development; cell differentiation. The transcript has 4 exons. NCBI's taxonomy places the organism in Eukaryota, Metazoa, Chordata, Aves, Anseriformes, Anatidae. The coding region runs from base 101 to 358 and encodes 85 amino acids. The record is from RefSeq and is a predicted model, not a curated record.
CGUCCCACCUCCCCAGGGGCGGGCCGCUGCUGUUACCCAUCUAUAUACGUUUCUCUCGACGGCUGCUUCUACACCGGUGAGAAGCAUUUUCCCCGCUGCCAUGGCCUCGGUACCCUCCGCCGGCUGCCUGCUGGCCAAGAACCAGUACUACCGCACAAGACAGAACUCAGAAUCCAGUGUUUCUUCCAGCUCCUCCUGCUCUUCAGAUGCUGUGAAUGUUACAGACCAGGACAAAGCAUUUCAUGGGUUACCUGAAUUACUUGAUAAAUGUUGGUGGAUAAAAAGCUUUUUCCACUAUGAACCAUCUCCACCAACUGUUGGCAGAAAAACACUAUCAGCAAGCAGUGCCAACAGUUGAAUGUGACAGCAAACUAGAUUACUGAUUGAGAUACUGCGCACAGACUUACUUUUCCAAGAGGCCUGGGAUCUUCUGAAUGUCUGGGUUCAGCUGCAAGAAGAUGACAAAAACUUUAGGAGGGAGGAAAGGUGUACUUUCAAAAAA